Messenger RNA from Balaenoptera acutorostrata (minke whale), 1647 nucleotides. It is a transcript of the gene VBP1, whose product is annotated as VHL binding protein 1. Gene Ontology annotation, molecular function: tubulin binding. The transcript is spliced from 6 exons. NCBI's taxonomy places the organism in Eukaryota, Metazoa, Chordata, Mammalia, Artiodactyla, Balaenopteridae. Gene Ontology annotation, cellular component: prefoldin complex; cytoplasm. Bases 43 to 636 code for a protein of 197 amino acids. The record is from RefSeq and is a predicted model, not a curated record. Gene Ontology annotation, biological process: protein folding; tubulin complex assembly; microtubule-based process.
GGCAGCUCAACAGGCCGUUAGUCGCGCGCUUGCUUCCCCAAGAUGGCGGCCGUUAAGGAUGAUUGUGGUUUGGGAGAAGUGGCCGGAGGGAACGGGCGGCGGCUCCACCUGGGGAUUCCUGAGGCCGUUUUCGUGGAAGAUGUAGAUUCCUUCAUGAAACAGCCUGGGAAUGAGACUGCAGAUACAGUACUGAAGAAGCUGGAUGAACAGUACCAGAAGUAUAAGUUUAUGGAGCUCAACCUUGCUCAAAAGAAAAGGAGGCUAAAAGGUCAGAUUCCUGAAAUUAAGCAGACUUUAGAAAUUCUAAAGUACAUGCAGAAGAAAAAAGAGUCCACCAAUUCACUGGAGACCAGGUUCUUACUGGCAGAUAACCUGUAUUGCAAAGCUUCCGUUCCUCCUACUGAUAAAGUGUGUCUGUGGUUGGGGGCGAAUGUAAUGCUUGAAUAUGAUAUUGAUGAAGCUCAGGCGUUGUUGGAAAAGAAUUUAUCGACUGCCACAAAGAAUCUUGAUUCUCUUGAGGAAGACCUCGACUUUCUUCGAGAUCAAUUUACUACCACAGAAGUCAAUAUGGCCAGGGUUUAUAAUUGGGAUGUAAAAAGAAGAAACAAAGAUGAUCCUACCAAGAACAAAGCAUAAUGCUGGCAAUUAAAAAUGUGGUUCAAUUUUCCAAACAUGUUAUUUUAAAUACCCCAAAGUUUAUCCUUAAAAGUUGACAUAACUUUAAAUAAUUUUUAACAGCAAGAAUGACUAAAAUUUUAAAAAAAGAUAAACACCACUUUAUUUAUUUAUAAAAACAAAAUUAGUUUCAAAUAUUUUAUGAAAUUUGCAGUAUUUUUAUUUUUAUUUUUUGCAUUUCCAACAAAGUAAAUGCUGCUUUCAUCAUUUUGUUUGUUUGUUUGCUUGUUUGUUAUAAGAAAAGUCUUAGCUGAAAUGGCUGAAAACUGUGAGAUAUGCUAUAGAAGCUGAAGUUUUGGACAGUUUAGCACAUUUUACUUUUUCUUUAUUGGCUGGUGUUACUCUCACUUGUGAUGUGGUUAAACCAGUUUAGAGGUAGGAAAAACAGUUGGAAUAUUUGAAAAAUUGUUUUUCUUCAGCACACGUGGGGCUUUAUGGUCCUCUAUUGCUGUUAUUUGUCCUAUGUAAAUGCAGUUUCAUGAAUUACUGCUUAGCCAGUAACUAUGAUAAUAUUCUGUACUUUUCAGGAAGUGGUAAUUUGCAUUCCUAAACAGUAAGAGGGCUAUUGAGACAACGCUUUCUAACCUGAUAUAAGUGCACAGAGCCUUUGCAAUGCUAACAUAAAGGAGAUCUUGGCCAACAUGAAAUAACAAAAUUACGCACUGAAAACUCUUGCCUGAGGCGAUUUUGUACUUCUUAACAGUUCCCCAAAGCAGCUGAACAGGAAUAUUAAGAUAAAUAUAAAUCUGUGAUGGUUUAAAGGAGUUGUGAGCUUUUUUAUUCAUGAUAAUACUUCGUAAGAGUGUUAGAAGAUCCCUGUGGAAAGCCACUGGUACAGUGGCUAGUACUGGGUGAUACAGAUUCUGGUAAAAACACAAAUGUAUUAUUCCAUCUCCAUGUAGUAAAGAGUAUACUUGUACAAUGUUUUGUACUUGUAUUUCAUGAUAUUAAAACAGUGAAGUUAAAACUGUG